AUGCACCGACCCCCAAACGCAUUUAUAAUAUAUAGAAAAGAAAUCCAAGCGAGGCUUACCUCGCAAAAAAAUGCGACGGGGUCAACAUCACCGUGGAUCUCGUCGACAUCCACAAUCGCAGGUCGACUAUGGAAGGCCGAAGACCCCGAAAUCAAAGCGUUCUUUAUCGGUCUUAGCAAAGUCGCAAAACAGGUUUACGACCAGCUGUUGCCGUGCAAGCAAAACUGCACGUGUAAACCGAAGAAAAAAAGAAGAAAACGACUCGCUCGCGUUCGUACUACUUCAGCCCCAGAAUACAUCGCAUGUAAUGUCACAGCAGGUGAUAAUGCUAGUACAGCAUGCUCCAACGGCACAGUAUACGAUAAUAUCACAGUAUACAACAUCGAUGCCACAGCAAAUAUUACUACAAUACACGACGGCAAUGUUACAGCAUGCGACGCUGUCAUUACAGACCCUGUUAUUACGGACUCUGUCAUUACGGACAAUGCUACUAUAGCAUAUGACGCUGUCAUCCCAGACGACAUUGUCACUGACAGCACACACAGCAUUGUCAUUGACAACACAUACAACAAUACCGUUACAGAAUACGACAAUGGCCUUACAGCCUAUGAUAACGUCUUUACAAUUAAUGAUAAUACCGUUACCGAGAAUGCCCCUACAGCACACGACAAUAUCGACUUGCAUACAGGGUAUGAUCUACUGUUUACGUACCCGGGAGAUCAUGCAUAUGAUCGAAGCGCCCCUUUGUUGGACUCGGCGGGUACUGGUUAUGAUUUCCCAUUUCCGUAUCCAAUCGAUUUGGCUACCACAGAAAUAGCCUUUAAUACGACAGACGUUAACAAUAAUAUCGAUACAUAUGAUGCGAGCAAUUAUAUGUAUGAUACGAGCAAUUAUAUGUACGAUACGAGUAAUUAUAUAUAUGAUACGAAUAAUUAUAUGGCAGUUGAAAAUAUGAAUAACGAUAUGACUGAUACGAAUAAUUAUAUGACAGUUGAAAAUAUGAAUAACGAUAUAACUAAUAUGACUGAUAUCAAUAUGAAUAACACAAUAUGA
Messenger RNA from Paraglomus occultum, 1053 nucleotides. Lineage: Eukaryota; Fungi; Glomeromycota; Glomeromycetes; Paraglomerales; Paraglomeraceae. The record is from the annotation of a GenBank genome assembly.